GGCGGAGGCCCACUUUUGGAAGAAAUCCGUCAGCUUCCCAUAAAUGUCUAAGAAUCUUUCUUCAUCAUCUCCUAGUCUGAUAUGGUUUUCCAUUUUUACAAAGUCAACCAAUGUUGUUGUACCCUUCAACUUCAACACGUUUGUGUACAAUGGAGAGGCGGAUCUUUCAUCGGACACGGCGGCGCUCGUGGCGCUCCAGAAGGCGAUGGGCGCUAGUAGUCGGACUCGCCACUGGAACCUCUCCGAUGAGACUCCCUGCUCGUGGCUUGGCGUCAAGUGCGGCGGCGGGAGGGUCACCGAGCUGCGGCUUCCCGGCGUCGGACUCGUCGGGGAACUUCCGCUAGGGCUUGGAAACCUGACUCAACUUCAAACCCUAUCUCUCCGCUCUAAUAUGCUUUCUGGUUCUCUUCCGUCUGAUUUUGCGAACCUCCGCUCCCUCCGCAGCCUCUACUUGCAACGGAACUCAUUUUCCGGCGAGAUUCCUCAGGUUCUGUUCAGUAUCCAGAGUCUGGUUCGCGUGAAUUUGGCUCAUAACAAGUUCGCCGGUCCAAUUUCGUCUAGGUUUAGUAAUCUCACGAAAUUAGAGGUCCUGAAUUUGGAAGGCAAUCAACUCACUGGAUUUAUUCCUGAUUUCACCGUUCCCUCGCUUAAGACUCUCAAUGUUUCUUUCAACCAUCUGAACGGCUCCAUCCCUUCGCAGUUUUCCGAUCAGCCAGCCAGUGCCUUCGACGGCAACUCGCUUUGCGGGAAGCCGCUGCACCCUUGCGACGGCGAGGACAAGAAAUUAUCCGGCGGAGCAAUCGCCGGUAUCGUUAUAGGAGCGUUGAUUGCAUUCCUAAUCCUCAUUCUCAUUUUGUUCUUUUUAUGCCGGAAGACGAAGAGAACAACUGGUUCAAUGGAUGCUACGACGACGACCUCCAGGAGAAUGUCCUCGGAGGUUGAGAACCCAGGUACCGGUUACGGUGGAAGUGGGAAUGAGAGGAAUCUGGUGUUCUGUGGGAAAGGAAAGAGUGUGUUUGAUUUGGAGGAACUGUUGAAAGCAUCUGCAGAGGUGUUGGGGAAGGGGACUUUUGGGGCAACUUACAAGGUAGCUCUGGAUGUGGGGAUGGCUGUGGUGGUUAAGAGGUUGAGAGAUGUGAGAGUUCCAGAGGAGGAAUUCAGGGAGAAGAUUGAAAGCUUGGGGAUGAUGAAUCAUCAGAACUUGGUCCCCAUUAACGCUUACUAUUAUGGCAGAGACGAGAAGCUUCUGAUAUGUGAUUAUGUCCCCAUGGGAAGCUUGUCUGUACUUUUACAUGGCAGCAGAGAUGCUGGUAAGGCUCCAUUGAAAUGGGAAGCAAGGGCUGGCAUUGCGCGCGCAGCCGCUCGGGGGAUUACGUAUCUUCAUUCUCGACGACCUCCGACCUCCCAUGGCAAUAUAAAGUCCUCAAACAUUCUCCUCAACCAAUCCCACAUAGCUUGUGUCUCUGACUUUGGCCUCACUCAGAUUGCAAGCCCCACAUCCACUCCGAACCAUGUUGCAGCCUACCGGGCCCCUGAAGUCACCGAUCCUCAAAAAGUAUCCCUGAAAGCAGACGUUUACAGCUUCGGCAUGGUAAUUCUAGAGCUUAUAACAGGGAAGGCUCCAAACUCGCCGAUGUUCAAUGAUGAUGGAGUAGACCUCCCGCGAUGGGUGCACUCGAAGGUCGAAGAGAAGAAGACAGCUGAAGUGUUUGAUGAGAAACUGUUAGGACACAAGAAUGGCUUGGAUGAAAUGGUUCAGCUUCUGCAUCUUGCCAUGCUGUGUACAGCUCCACACCCCGACAGCCGCCCCUCGAUGGCGAAGGUGACGAGUCGAAUCGACGAAAUAUAUCACUCGAUCUUACUGAAAGAACAAGAGACGGGCAUCGAUAAGUUUUAUGACGUGGACAGUUCUGUUUCCCAGCAAUUUUACUCGGCUGAUUCAAUCAUGCUUCCACCUUCAGUAUAGCAAGUUUACUCUGCUGAAGAUUUCAAAGGAGAGCUGCUGACAAGACUAUAGCACUAAUUGAACAUAAAUUUGUUUGUUGAUUCUUUGGUUUUGUGUCUCUCUGUUGUUAUAAUUGUGAGUUUUUCAUCAGAUUUUUACAGGUUUAUUUAUAAAGUUCACUUUGAUUUGAUUGUC
Momordica charantia (bitter melon) is the source of this 2140-nucleotide messenger RNA. Its product is annotated as Leucine-rich repeat protein kinase family protein. Gene Ontology annotation, molecular function: ATP binding; protein kinase activity; protein binding. The record is from RefSeq and is a predicted model, not a curated record. NCBI's taxonomy places the organism in Eukaryota, Viridiplantae, Streptophyta, Magnoliopsida, Cucurbitales, Cucurbitaceae. Gene Ontology annotation, biological process: protein phosphorylation.